This is a messenger RNA of Seriola dumerili (greater amberjack), 5010 nucleotides long. It is a transcript of the gene gpr179, whose product is annotated as probable G-protein coupled receptor 158. Gene Ontology annotation, molecular function: G protein-coupled receptor activity. Gene Ontology annotation, cellular component: membrane. Gene Ontology annotation, biological process: G protein-coupled receptor signaling pathway. Bases 1 to 4662 code for a protein of 1553 amino acids. The transcript is spliced from 12 exons. Lineage: Eukaryota; Metazoa; Chordata; Actinopteri; Carangiformes; Carangidae. The record is from RefSeq and is a predicted model, not a curated record.
AUGGGUCCUGUUUGGCUUCUUCUUCUGCUCCCCCCUCUCCUCAGAGCCCAGGUGACUCCAGACUUCACCUCAGGAGUCCUGGUGGAGGCAGACAACACCACUGACUCUUUAAUCAACAGCACAGGAACUUCAGACACCUCCACCCUCCCCUCCACCUCUCUCACACCCCCACCGCCUUCUGGGUUUGCAGCCACACCUUCAGAAGCUCCCACAGAGCAGGAGGAUGACUGGUCACCAGCCGAGACCUUCAUGUACACCGGAGACCCUUCCACUCUGGAGGAGGCUCGCUGCUCACGGGCGUACAGCUCACCGGGGCAGACCGGGUCCCUGCCCCCCAGCUUCAACGCCCCCCUCCGUCCGGCUCUGGACGCACUUGCCAGCACUGCCAACUUCCUCAACAUGAUCUUCCAGGCCAGCGACCUGCGGGAGAGCACGGUGCAGGAGGACAUGGAGUGGUACCACGCCCUGGUCCGUGCCCUCCUGGAGGCCAACAUUCUCAUCCAGCGGGCCCUGCUCACCUUCGACGCUGACCCCACCGCCUCAGUGCCACAGCUGGUGCUCCGCGCCACCCGCAACCCCGCGGCCAAGGUGCAGACCAUCAUCCUUCAGGACUUAUCCAAGGCCUGGGAGAGCCUGCACCCGCCUGCCCCGGCCCCCGACGACAGCUGGUUCACAAGCUUUAAAUUCCCAGAGUCCAACCAGCCGGUGGCAGCCCUGUCCAAGCGGGUGCUCCUCAAUGACCUCAGCACCUUGGACACGCCCAAGUGGGGGCAGGGUGACAGUUACGUGACCAAUCGCAGCGGGGUGCGCUGGGGCAGCGCCCCCUUUCUGGACUGUAAGGACGGACGCUUUGUGCCAGGAUGGAUCCUCACGCUGUCCACGUCUUUCUACGGCCUCAAGCCCGACCUGACACCUGAGUUCAGAGGUGUGAUCCGUGUGGACGUCAACAUUCAAGACAUCGACUUAAACCAGUGUACAACAGGAGACAGCUGGUUUGCUGAUACACAUCAAUGCAACCGCACCACCAUGGAGUGCAUGCCAAUUCCAGGCCGGGGCUUUCGACUGGGUCAGUACUGCUGCCGCUGUAAAGAGGGCUACUACAACCCUGAUAUAGCCCCUGAGGACGCAGAUGGCGGCCCCGUGAACGGGACUGAAGGUGGCGGUAUGUGUUACCCGAACAUGCCCAUCUGUCUCCCGUGCUGGCCGGGCUGUAAGAGCUGUCAGGACGGCGCCCCCUGCUGGGUGCAGGAGGACUGGCUCCUCAGGGCCGCCGUUUUGGCCAUCCAGGGGGUCUUCAUGCUCCUCAUCUUCGUCAGCAUGCUGGCGGCCUACAGGCAUCGUCGGAACCGGAGGAUCCGGGCGUCCGGCCUCCUGCUGCUGGAGACGAUCCUGUUCGGCUCUCUGCUCCUCUACUUCCCGGUGUUCAUCAUGUACUUCAAGCCGAGCACCUUCAGGUGUAUCCUGCUGCGCUGGGUCCGGAUGCUCGGCUUCUCCAUCGUCUACGGCACCGUCACUCUGAAAAUGUACAGGGUGCUGAAGGUGUUCCUCUCUCGCACGGCCCAGAGAGUGCCCUACAUGUCCAGCCUGCACUUGCUGAGGAUUCUGGGAGUGAUGCUGAUGACGGUCAGCUGGUUCCUGUGCGCGUGGACGGUGGGCGUCCUCCAGAACCGCGACAGGAACAUCCCCGUGUUCGUCACCACCACCACGUCUGACGGACAGGGCUUCAACCUGUGCUACCUGGACCGCUGGGACUACAUGAUGGCCGUGGCUGAGCUCCUGUUCCUGUGCUGGGGCAGCUCCCUGUGGACCGCCGUCAGGCCCGUCCCCUCGGCCUUCCACGAACCUCGCUACAUGGGCAUCGCCAUCCACAACGAGCUGCUCCUCUCCUCCAUGUUCCACCUGUUCCGGUUCACCUUUCCCUCUCUGCAUCCUGAUUGGAUGUUGCUGCUCUCCUUCACGCACACCCACGUCACCAUCACGGUGACGCUCGCCCUGCUCUUCAUCCCCAAGUUUCUCCAUGUGUCUAAGCCUGGGAGGGAGGAGAUUGCGGCAGAGGUGUACGAAGACGAAGUGGACUUGCGGCGCUCGGGCUCGUACCUCAACAGCAGUUUUCACUCAGCUUGGAGUGAGCACAGUGUGGACCCGGAUGACUUUCGGGAUGAACUGAAGAAGUUAUAUACCCAGUUAGAAGUCCACAAGACGAAGAAGAUGACCGCAAACAACCCUCAUCUGUCAAAGAAGCGAAGUUCUCGCUGUACACUGGGGAGGUCUAUUAUCAGACGCAUUGCUGAGAUCCCAGAAACCAUGAGCCGUCAGUGCAGCCGUGAAGAGAAAGACGGAUCCUUCCGCAGUAGAAGUGUGAAUAUGUCCGACUCUUUCAGGCGGACGCCAGAUACCAUCAGUAUCAGUUACAAGAGUUCAAUGAAAUCCCGAACACCAUCACCAAGCAUGCGCAAGUCCCAGAGUGAUCAUCACUAUGUCAGGGAAAGAGACUCUUCGUUGCGUGACUCCAUGUUGAAGGCAAACGCUGUGAAGAGAUCCUCUCAGCGGUCGGAGACGGACUCCUUGGAUAUUCCACCGGGGGUCUGUAAGUCAGCCAGUGCCCAGAAUCUGACAAUUGAUACCAAUCUCCUGCAUCCUGAUCACACCAGGCUUCAUAAGUCCUGGAGUCUCACCUCCACGACCACCCACUCUAUGGAAAACAUACCUAAAGUUAACAGAGCCAGCACAGUGCUGACGAGGUCCAGGCAGAGCAUUUCCAUCAGCGACCAGACCAGGAGCGCUCUCCAGUCAGAGUCAUUCGACAAGGCCGAGGUCUGUCCUUGGGAGGUGGAGCAGGAACCAUCAGGCGACAAGAACCAGAAGCAUGUCACCUACGCAAACUCUGAGGAUGGUGAGGAAAAAAGGCCGCCAUCUCCACAGGCGCUUAUCUGUCCCUGGGACCAUUUACCACCCGUAGAAAGGACUCCUUCUGAGGACAAAGGACUACAAGGUGAAACCGAGUCGCCCAAACCGCAAGCUCCCGUGUCUGCGAGCGCACCGGGCUCUCCGAGACCGAAGAUCACAAAGGAUCAACGUGUCUUCUCCUUCCGCACCACCAGCAGCAAGUGGCUCUCGGUGAAAUCAAUCAUGGGAUCCAUGGAUGCAGGAAGCAGAUCCAGUAAGGAGGGGAAUUUAAACAGAGAGGAUUCUGUCUCACAAAAAAGUCAGGAAAGUGCUUCCACAACACCAAGAUCAGGGAGAUCUAGUAGACGUCCAAGCGUGGAGAAGAGGUCGCUGCAGAAAAGAAGUAUGACGACAAUAGACGGAAAACCAUGCCUUGUGAAGCAGAACGCAAUCAGACUGUCCUCUACGGAUUCCUCGGACAGAAGCCCAAGAAGGCUUGUGAUCGUAAAAUCUGCCGUCUACCCAUGGGACGUGGACGAUGACAAGGCUGAAGUUGUAUAUGAAAACCUUAAUCCUACAGAGACCAAGGGAGCGCUGGGGGUGCCACUUCGACAGGAGGUCAUGAAACCUGCCAUCUAUCCUGGUGCAUCAAAAGAAAUGCCAAGUAGUGAGCAACAAUAUGCAAAAUCACCUGCCCUUAACUGGGGUAAACAAGUGAACAGGACAGUAGAAAGUUGUCCAUGGGAGUUCCCUGAUCCUCCAAAAAUCACGGAAAACAUUUGUCCAUGGGAAGAGGGAAGCAAAGAGCCAACAAAUACAGACCCAACUUCACAAAUGACCAUCAAGGUAGAUGUUUGUCCCUGGGAAACUGGAAAUCAAGACAAACCCGAAGACUCACAAGGAGGUGUCUCGCCUUUGAAAGCUGUGUCGGUACAGUCUGAAGGGAAGGACAACACAAGAGUAAACGUAUGCCCCUGGGAAACUGAAGCUACCAAGACGGUGUCAGCAGAUGUUUGUCCGUGGGAAACCGGGGAACCAGAAACAGGAAAGCCGGAGACCCCGAAAAUAUCUGACAGUCAUAUGAGGCAAGACACAGCUCGGGAAAAUGUUUGUCCAUGGGAGUCGGAUGAAGCAGGGGCAGUCAAAUCUGAAAUCUCAAAAUCAGAGGAACUGCAAAGACAGGGGAAUUCCCGCGAAAGUGUCUGUCCAUGGGAAACAGACGCUCCGAAAGUUCUUCAAAAACAAGACAGCGCUCGGGCAGAUGUUUGUCCGUGGGAGACUGAAGAACCAAAAGUUCUGAAGAAGCAAGACGGUAGUUGGGCAGAUGUUUGUCCAUGGGAAACAGAGGAACCAAAAGUUCUCCAGAAGCAAGAUAGCGCUCGGGCAGACGUUUGUCCGUGGGAGACCGAAGAACCAGGAGUCCAAGACAGUACGGGAACAGAUGUUUAUUUGACAGAUCCACAAACGUCAAGCGAAGGCAGACUCGAAAUUCCCAACAGUGAGCAAGAACUCGUCGCAGAAAACCAGGACCCGCGAAGUGUAGAAGAGUUUCCGGCUGACAUCAGCACAGAGGACAUAGAUGAGACUAAAGCGAACUUAGCCCUGGGCCGGCGUGACGCUAUGUGUCCCUGGGAGAUGGUGAGGAGCAGAUCGGGUUCCUUCACAGACAAUGCCUCGGACGUUUUUACAUGGGAGCCUGAGAAUAUUCCAGAGGAGGAUGAAGAGGACGAUGCAGAAUGUGCCGCUGAGGCUCUUGUAUUCCCACCCGACUUGUGACCUGAAUCUAACCAAUCGUUUAUUUGACCCACCCCCCUGCUGAAUCAAGGGGAAUGAGAACUCUAUUGAACCAUUUUGGCAGUACCCUGGGCUCAGGGAGGUCAGAGUGCAGGGGCAGCUCCAGGAACAGCUCCCUUUGCAGCUGAAAGCCCCUUUCUGAUGGACAAGUACUGGAGUUAAUGAAACAUAAAACACAGGGUUGUUUUAUUUUAGGUUGGACCACGACACAGUCCAACUAAAACACCUGUAGUAGAGACUUGAUGAGCUGGACACUUUGAGUUGUGCAACCCUGACUGAAAAGCACAUGUUGCAGACUCUUUACGUCCGUCGUUGAUCCAGCUGUGACCU